AUGACCUCGGAAAUGCCGAUCUUCGAUCAGAAGAUCGAAAUUCUUUAUGUGAAGCGAAAAUCGAAGCAAGUGGAGCGCUUCCAGUCCGAAAUAACGCCCACCAAAACUAGGAAAACGCCAAAGAAGCCAGCGAAUUUCGAAGGCAGAGGAAUCGGACUCGCAGUGUCGAAGAUGGAGGGCGUUUGCUCGCGAAUCGACAUGGAAGCAGAAAUGGAGCUGAAAACCGUCUACUACGUCUUCUACCUCCGCCGCCGAGUCGCCAAAGCAGACGUCAAGGACAAACUCAAGGCUUUUAACGGCUGGCCCUUUUCUGCCGCUUCCAAGCAAUAUGCAAAAGCGCUUGAAAAUCUCCUGAAUCUGACGACGCCUUGCAUACAAUGGGUAAUGAACAUCAUCGGAUUAACGAUUCACGCAAACGACCAGAAAGAACAUCUGAUUCAACGACUAGCUGAAUGGUGUCUAAGACCAAUUGAUAAUGGCGACUUUUUCAUACCUGUGGCUGAUCCGAUGCCUUUUAUGGAAAACGACCACCGUAAAGCUCCGAAAUUAGAGUUCGAGGAAGACAACAUGCUCGAAGUCGGCAGGGGCGAAAACGGCGCGCCGGUGAUUUUGAGCAACACGAUCGCUGGAGAAUUCGAUCUGAAUCGAAACGGCUACUCUCGAGUUCCGCACAUUUCCCACACACCUUCGUCUCCCUCUUUUGCGGCGCCUUACACCCCUCGUGCUGUUCCGAUGCCGGUGACAACGACUCCAAAUAUCAAUCGUCCUCUCGUCUCUCCGGAAAAUCCUCGUCUCCCGCCAAAGAAGCGGAUUCGAAACCGUCACACUCCAGCCGAAACGGUCGAUCUUACAGACGAGCAUAUUCCAACAGAAGAGGAAGUAAUUGCCGUGAUCAGAGAUGUUCUCACCGUUGAAAACUCUAAGAAACUUACUCUUCCUUACAUCCGGAUGAUGAUUUGCCGAAGAUAUCCCGAUUUCAACAUCGAUUCUGACGCCCAACGAAGCUGGAUCAAAGAACUAGUUCUGGAUCAACUCCAGCUCAAGAAAGCGGAAGAAAGAGCCGCCAAAGAAGCCGCGAAACGAGCUGCUGAUGCCGCGGAGAAAGAGGAACAGAAAAAUGAGCAUUUCUAUGGAGCAGAACUGCAAGAAUGA
This is a messenger RNA of Oikopleura dioica, 1152 nucleotides long. The record is from the annotation of a GenBank genome assembly. Lineage: Eukaryota; Metazoa; Chordata; Appendicularia; Copelata; Oikopleuridae.